AUGCUUGGAUUUCAAGUGAAAACUCAAAAUUUCAUACCAGCAGGAACAGUCAUUGCAGAGUUUACCGGUGAAUCAGUGGACAUUUCAAGAAAAUUCCUGGAUGCAACUGCGGAGCGGUCAGUUCACUAUUCUCUCUUCAAAGAUGGAUCCAUCACCGUUUCCAGUGUCCACAACGUGCCUCAAUCGGGACAGUUUAUAGUGAAGGCCCCUCACAACACCAAUAUUCAAAUUGAAACUCGAAGAUUUACUGGCCGACACGAAGAACAUGAGGCAAUUCAAAUCAAUGUGGAAGAAAAGAUGCAACAUUUGGACCAUAGAAAGAUUCGACAGUUCGCGGAAAACUUAAAGGAAAGGAUAUCAGUGAAUUUGAAGAGCUUCUACUACACGAUAGUGUAA
Caenorhabditis remanei is the source of this 396-nucleotide messenger RNA. RefSeq lists its product as uncharacterized. NCBI's taxonomy places the organism in Eukaryota, Metazoa, Nematoda, Chromadorea, Rhabditida, Rhabditidae. The coding region runs from base 1 to 396 and encodes 131 amino acids. The record is from RefSeq and is a predicted model, not a curated record. The transcript is spliced from 3 exons.